Molecule: messenger RNA, 2947 nt
Organism: Topomyia yanbarensis
Lineage: Eukaryota; Metazoa; Arthropoda; Insecta; Diptera; Culicidae
Gene: pkaap
Product: A-kinase anchor protein 10, mitochondrial
Exons: 3
Coding region: 140-2140 (666 amino acids)
Biological process (GO): intracellular protein localization
Cellular component (GO): plasma membrane
Molecular function (GO): protein kinase A binding
Source: RefSeq, a predicted model, not a curated record
UCGAAUCUCGGCUAAGGAACAGGUUCAAUCUUUAGUAAUAAAAAAAUCGUACAAAUCAUGUGAAUUUUUACUCGAAUUUAGUUGAAAAUAGGAGUUUAUACUACAUUAUACGUCAAAAUCGAAAAACGACACGCACACGAUGUUGCAAUUUCUGAAAAAGUCAGCCGCGGUGAGGAAAAAAUCCGGAAGUGGCAGCAUUUCGUCACAUGAAGACGGCAUAGGCGGCAAAACUGGCGAUGCAGUUGUAAUUACUGCUUGCCACCAGCAAGUGGCUAGCGAUGAGGAAGUUCUGGCGGAAGCUGAGCAAUUCUGGAUGGACCAGCAUCUAGAUACGGCGGAAAUAAGGUCACGGUUGUCGCGGAAUCUGUUGGAUAUUUUAACCGAACAAAGCUGCUUUUGUUAUUUUGUUCAGUUUUUGGAAACCAAGGAUGCACUUCCUUUGAUUAAGUUUUGGCUUGAUGUAGAGAGCUUCAAGGCAGCAGCAGCGGAAGGUCUGAAAUGGGAGAAUAGAAACGGAAUCUGUAGUAAAAUAGUGAAUCAUCGUCCACUUGACCGCAGUGUUUCAACUGAUGGAUACGACAGUUUAUCCUUCCGCAGUGUAGACUGUGAUUCAAUCUCAACAUUUUCGGAGAAUGUUUUUGAGGAAGGAACUGGAACUUCGACCGUCACAAUCACUGACCCGGACAGCGAUCCGAGCUGUCGAACUUCGGGUGCUUGCACACCAACACCAGUACCGCUGGAAGUGGUCGUUGAAGAGGACAGAAAACCUGAAUCUGCUUUUCAGGAAGACGACGACCGCAAACGGAUUUUAGAGGUGCGUGAUUUGACCUUGCGCCAAUCACUAACGGACGAUGAAAAGACACAUAUUUUUGAAGCGAACAAACUGAAAUUGGAGGAACCCAAGAAAUCGAUGAAUGGGUACAAUUCGUUGAUUGAUUCUGAUGCAGUCCGAAUUUAUAGGAAAUAUUUGGUCAGCAAUUCGCCUUAUUACAUCGAGGUACCGGCAACGGUAAUGUCUAGCAUCUCGUUAGCAUUGUGCGGGGGAGCUUGUAGUGAGCGGAUCUUUGAAACUGCUCAACAGUAUUUGCUGGAAGUGCUGGAUAAAAGUUACCUGAAUGCGUUUCUCGAUAGUGGCUUCUAUUUGAAAUAUACUUUUGAAGUACUUUCUAGCAAUAAUGUUGAUCUAAGGGAUAUACUUUGCAGUGAGAUGGCACUGUUCUAUUUUAUGGAGUACCUGGAGCAGGAGGGCAAGCGACACAUUCUGGAAUUUUGUGUUACGGCAAGUCACUUUCGUAAGAGUACCGAGGGUAAUCAAACGCAGGCUGAUGCUUUGGUGCUGUACGAGAAAUAUUUUUCCCUCCAAGCAACAUGUCCAUUGAAUCUGAGCGACAAGGUUCGAUUUUUGAUAGAAGAGCAGAUUUGUUCUCAGGAUAUCACCACGAUUAAAAACUGCUUCGAGUUAUCCUCUAGGAUCAUCGAACGAUUCUUAGAAAAGCGAUAUUUUCAGGGCUUUUUGAAGUCUCCACUGUAUACUAAUUAUCUAUCGGAGCUCCUGGGAAGAAUUAAAAUGACAGCGUCAGGCGAAACAAUUGGAGGCAGCUUGGGAAUAUUAGCUGGACCCAAGCAAAUAUUCUCUGAUCGUACAAAAACACCCGGACAUAAACGGGGCCAUCGUAAAACGUUCUCCGAUGUGACAAACAAUAGCACCAACAGACCGAACCAUUCCUCUUUUAUUUCGUCGCAGAACACUUUGCUAGCCAUGUCGGAUGCAAGCUUCCACAGAAAACGUACUACUCCAUUGGGGAGCACCACGGCUUCUACAGGCAGUGAUAUGAUGCAAAUCGAUUCCCGUCAACUAUACAAUCCGGAUCUACUGUGGAAACGAAACUCCACCGCGGGAUUAACAUUCGGAAGGGUCGAUGCGCUUGGAAGGUAUGAGCGAGACUUUGACAUUGCCGAACCGCCUCAGGAUGAAGACCGAUGGAGCAAGAAUCGAUUCAAAAAGGCAAUGCGAAAGCUGGUCAAUUUACCGGAAGACAAAGCACAAGAAGAACUCGCUUGGCAAGUGGCUGAGAUGAUUGUCAACGAUAUCACCAGCAUCACGAUGAAUCACGGCGUUGACGAUGUACACAAAACGUGAUUACGGAGCGUUCUUUUUUCUCCUAUUUUCUCAGCGAACAAAGUUCAAGGAAGUAUUUCAAACCGUACGUACGUAUUAUUUUUGUUUUGUGGAUGGAGACAGUAUUUUGCUACCCUACUUGAAGUUAUUUUUACAUAUAUGUUAUAUUUUCAUUGAGCUAAAGCAUUUUUAUUUGUUUGUUUUAAAGAUUUUAUCUUUGUUUUUGUUUGUUCUAAAACCGUUCCAUUUUUAUGAUACGGAAUGUAUUUAUAAUUUAAAAGCAUGUACAAUUUAACAUCGUAAAUAGAGAUACGAGCAUUUAGACAUUUUAUUCUCAUCAAUUUCUACUAUUCUCUCUAAUGUUGAUAGACAUCUGAAACCGUAUGGUGCUUGAAGAAUUAAACUAGAUGAUCAGUUUUGAAAUUAUUUCAUCGCAAUUUGGUAAAUUAGUAAUAAGACACUACACGAAUAUAUUAUCAGUCUGGUUCAUUGUGAUCACAGGUAUGAAGGUUGAAUUUUACGGAAUUUAAGACUAAUUGGGAAAACAGAACAAAUCAAAAAAUCAUCAUAUCGGAUAAAGCAAUAUGAUGGAUGCAUUCUUUGCAAAAGCGUGCCAAUCUAGGAAGAUCAGAGUGUUGAAUUGUGUCCUCGAGUUGGCUUCAAAAAAUUAUUUCCAUUUCAUCGAUUUGUUAGUCCACUCAGACUGCUGUAUAUUAAUAUCUAUCAAGACACAGAUUAAUAAAAUGAAUACAAUAUAUAAAAGCAUGCUUUUUACUAGAUUUCGAAACAACAUUAAAUCACAGACCUACCAGACAUGACACUCGAGGA